UGGUGUGGGAAUCUUAACAAUUAUGAAAUUCGUAACUCUAAUCAUCAAGAGAAUACACUAUCUUUGUCGCAAGAACAGCAAAAGUGAUUUCUCGUAGUUAAUUAUUAGAUGUACUACUUUCGAAUGAUUUAAUUAUUGAUUCUUGGGCCAUUAUAAUCCAUAGCAGAAAUUGUGAUAGUGAAUGCCACUAUAUCACCAAAUUGAGGAAAAUUAACGUUAAGGAAAUUAGGUUGACAAAUUGUCUUUCUUUUAUCAUACUUUGAUUAUUUGUGAAUAUAUGGUGGUUGCAAAAGAUUAUUCGUAUGGUGUUACGUGACUUCAAAAGCGGGUCGGUUGAGCACUAUACGUCGACGUUUUGGGUCAAUAAGCUGUAGACGGCGUCGUUUGGCUCGAUCAGGCAGCUUCCAGUUAAAGAAAUACAGAUUACAGAGCGUGAAGCCUACAACUUCUUUCUCUGAAUUUCUCUGCAUCCAGCUGCAGCAAGUGCAACAAUGGUAGCUUGGCAGCUCUUCAUUCUCCUUCCAUUGUUCCUCUUUUCCAUUCUCUCGACAAACAAUCUAGUCAAAUGUGAUGAUGCAGAUGCAGAUGAUGUUCUUCUUCAAGGCAUCAACACCUACCGGGCAUCCCUCAACUUGACAACACUAACAAAGAACGACAAUGCAGACUGUCUUGCUGAUGAAAUAGCUGACCAAUUCAAGAACCAACCUUGCACAAACACAACAGGUGCUAACACAGUACCCGGCACCGAACCUCAGCUUCCGAACUACCCGACACUUCUAACCAAGUGCCAUUUGAAUGUCUCCAAUACGAGGGAUGGCAAUGUGAUGCCUGCUUGUGUUCCCAACCUGAUUCCGAGUCUCGUGCUAUCCAACUUCACACAGUCUCUGUACUCGGAUAGUCUUAACGAUACCAAGUAUACAGGAAUUGGCAUUGGUUCUGAAGGUAACUGGAUAGUUGCUGUUCUCACCACAAACACACCGGAAGGGAGCUUUGUGACAUAUAAUGGAGCCAGUUUCAUCAGCAUGACUGGUGUGUUAUGCCAGUUGCUCUUUUUACUCAUAAUUUCUUUCUUAUUGUUGUAAAGCCUUGAAUUUCACUCAGUGUCUUUGGGUUAGGGGGGUGCCACUUCCUUUAAAUGGUUCGUUUAUCCGCAUUUGAAUUUGAAUUUGAAUCAGGUAGGCAUGAUUUAAUGGUGGUUCUUGUUUGAUAGACUGUAUUUUUAAAAGCUAAAUACUACCUUAUAAGUUGUUUGGUCAGCUUUCAAGUGUUUGGUUAGUUGUAAUUGUUUAGUGAAGUUU
Messenger RNA from Tripterygium wilfordii, 1298 nucleotides. RefSeq lists its product as uncharacterized. The record is from RefSeq and is a predicted model, not a curated record. The transcript is spliced from 2 exons. The coding region runs from base 492 to 1082 and encodes 196 amino acids. Lineage: Eukaryota; Viridiplantae; Streptophyta; Magnoliopsida; Celastrales; Celastraceae.